AUGUCUGAUACUGUCUGGUGCUACACAUUUACGGACAUUCAUGUCUUAAGACUACAGUUGUGGAUCAUAUCAACAUGGUUUGGCCAAAGCCGCAAACACAAACUUCAACUCGUGCUAUAUACAAGUAUAAAUAAAUUAGGCCGGUUGGUUCUUGACCUCAGCCUCGUGAGCCUUUUGCUCCGCCUGCUGCUGCUUCUGUUCAGCCUCUCUCUCCAACAAAACCUUCUUCCAUUCAGGCAAAGGUGCAGGCUUGCCCUUGUUCAAUUCCUCCUCCUUCAUGGCCAACACAAUGGUACUCAAAAGCAACACAAUGGUGACGGCCUGGGCAUACAUUCUGGCCUGAACCAACUUCUGGGGACCGGUCAUGACCUUGUCUCUGUUGACGUAGACCCAGGAGCCCCACAUAGAAGCGACCCACGAAGUGAGAAUGAUCUUGUACUUGUUGUUGUUCAAGGAAGUGAAGGUCUUUUCGGACAAGGACAUGUUGUUCCACUCUCUGUAUUGCUCCAUCAUUUGCUGGUUGGCGUAGUCGGACUGGUACAUUUGUCUAUCAAAGUCCCACGAGCCUUGGUCGGCAAAGAAGGCCGAAAUGGCAACGGUGGGCAUGGUAAGAAUACAUGUUUUCACCGAAGUGUUGAAGGCAGCAAAUCUCACUGGGUGUCUGGUUUUAAGGUAGGCGAAGAGACCGACAGAAACCAAACCACCAUAAAACAAGCCUUUGGCACCUUCUGCAAGGACAUGAGAGGAGUGGGCUUCUCUUUCUUCUUGGGUAAUGAUUUUCAUGAUUAG
Messenger RNA from Clavispora lusitaniae ATCC 42720, 789 nucleotides. NCBI's taxonomy places the organism in Eukaryota, Fungi, Ascomycota, Pichiomycetes, Serinales, Metschnikowiaceae. The record is from RefSeq and is a predicted model, not a curated record.